CAGAGAAGCCCAUGCCAGGUUGCUGCUGAUCUGACGCUCUACUGCGCACAAGGUGUUCGAGGAAAUAUGAUGACUUCGGGAUCAAGAUCUGAUGCAUUCAAUCAGUCCCAUGUGUCUGACCAUGAACGAAGACUGAAUGAGCUGAAAUAUAAAGUCAGAGAAGUUAAUCUACCACAAAUGGAAUGCAUCAAUGUUAUGAAACAAAUGAAAACAGAAGCUUCAAACAGGGAUAAAUUAAAACACUUCACUAUGGAUUCCAGAGCUGAAGAAGAUGUUGACUUAAGGAGCCAUGAGGGAAGUGGUGAGGAAACUGAAUCGGAAGAUGGAGAAGAUGGCUCUGAACAUGGUGAUGAAACUGAAUCGGAAGAUGAAGAAGGUGAGUCUAGACAAGAAGAUGAACAUGAAGAAGAAGAGGAAGUUCGACAAGAACAAGAGCAAACACAUGAAGUUGUAGAGAAGACUAGAAGAGGACCUACUCACUUGAGGCGCUUCUGGAAAGAACAUGAUGUUGAUAACAAGAUUAAUUUGAAGUUCAACAGAUUUGGCCAGCCAUGUGGUUUGAAUACUUGCAAGCUGUCAAAUUUUAUUGGAACCCUAGUGAAAGGAAAAGAAAUGUCCUUAGCUGCUCAAAACUGGAGCAAAGUACCAAAGUUGGAGAAAGAAAAGUUGUGGGGUUCUGUCCAGGCUUUUUUCAACAUUGAUGAGUCAUACAAAAGAUGGGUGUUGAGAUCAGCUAGUAAAAAAUGGAAAGACUUCAAGGUUGUUUUAAAGAGGAAAUACUACAAAGCUGAUUUGUCACGGGCACGGAAUAUUCUUAAUGGUUGUGAUAAUAGAAUUCCAAUUGGACAGUGGGAGUGGCUAGUAAAACACUGGAGAACAGAGAAAGCUAAGGAAAAAUCUGAGAGAAACAAAGCCACUCGGGCAUCACAACUCGAGGGAUGCAACGGGACCCACACGGCUGGGUCACGAAGUUUUGCAGUUGUCCUUGAUCAAAUGGAGAUGGUAGAGGGUAGUGAAAUUGGGCGUGCCGAGCUUUACAUGGUUACGCAUACAAAAAACAAUGGAUAUCCAGUCAACCAACAAAGGCGGAGUAAAAAUGGAUGAAAUUAAAAAGGAUUCAGGAAGAUCCUUCUUUGAUUGGUGAGGAGGCCCGUGAUGGUGAUCUUUAUUCAUCAAUUUUCCCAAAAGGAAAGAAAGGAAGGCCAAGUGGCCUUGGUCUAUUAGUAGGUGGAGUCGCUUCGAAGUGCCUUGCUCAAGUUGAAGCUGAACUACAUGUUGCUAAACAAGAGAACAUGGAGCUUCGGCAUGUGGUGCAUACUCUGGUGGCAAAUCAAACUUCAAUAAUGGCCAAGAGUGAGAGAAUGGCAGAACAGUACAAUGAGCUAAAGAGUUUGAUCAUAGCUUCUAGGGGGUCUGUUGAAAUGGGAGGAAUUCCAGAAAAGGAGCUUCCAAAUAAAGAACCUUCUAAGGACUUGGAAAUCAGGAAUGACGAAGAACAAGCAACUUCACUUUCAUAUACUACCAAGGCAUCCGAGGCAAUGGCUGAUCCAAGGCAAUGGCUACUCUAAGUUGGUGAAGGCAUCCCAACUGGAAUCAAAGAAAACAGAAUCAGCACUACCAAGUCUUGCGCCUGUGCCAAAACCAAAGAAGACAAAGACAACUAAACAUAAGAAACCAGGAAUAUUUCAAACACCGCUCCAAAAGGGGCCAAAGGACGGAUUAGAAGAUACCAUAAAGUGUGGCAUGGAAGUUAGUUUGACGUCGCCAAACAGUGCAAGUGUGGUGGCAAUGGGAACAAUUCAGAAAACUGAUAGAAAAGCUAAAGCUACUGAUGGCCAACCACUAGCUGAUUGUGUUGAAGUUCUUGUCAACGUCGUGCUCAAAGAAACAACUGAGCUGCCUCGUGCACAAGGGAAAAUAAACAAGAUAGGAAAUGCCCAAGCUAGGUGUAUUCCAUGGCCACGCAAAAAUAUUACGCAAACAGACCGUACUACCGUGCUGCACUCUAAGGUUUCUAGUGUUUGGAGUCAGAUGUCUUUCAACAAUAGCGAGAAUGUGGAUCCCAACGAAACAACUACUGGAACUCAGGUGACCAACCAUCAGACUGGUUGCAGUACUUCAGAAGGUGCAGUGAGGAAUACACUAAAGAGAAAGAAAGUUUCUGAGACAACAAGAAUGAAAAAAGGUACUCAAGCAAUCUCUACUACAACCGGAAACAACAUACUUAGGAAUUCAGGCAGGGAAACAUGAAAGAUGGUCAUAGAUGCCAUCCGAAAGUCGAAGUUGAAGGUGACACACAGCUGAUUGGUUUCUGUACUUCCAAUUGAUUGCAUCAAGCUGGAACGCUCUUUAAUUACAUUGUUUUUACAAUAGUAGGCAGUGUACCUCUGUGUUACAUUGUUAUCACAACAGUAGGCAGUGUACUUGUGUUACAUUGUUGGCCCUGUGUUGCUGAUUGAUACUUUGAUGUUGCUUUCGAAUUUGUGAAGAUGUUCUAAUGCUUUACAUUAUUCUCUUGCACGAUGGUACUUCUAGUCCAUGCAAGCCUCUCAAUCUUGUUCUACUAUUGUA
This is a messenger RNA of Triticum aestivum (bread wheat), 2571 nucleotides long. Its product is annotated as YTH domain-containing protein 1. The record is from RefSeq and is a predicted model, not a curated record. Bases 67 to 1104 code for a protein of 345 amino acids. The transcript is spliced from 13 exons. Lineage: Eukaryota; Viridiplantae; Streptophyta; Magnoliopsida; Poales; Poaceae.